Molecule: messenger RNA, 4041 nt
Organism: Lotus japonicus
Lineage: Eukaryota; Viridiplantae; Streptophyta; Magnoliopsida; Fabales; Fabaceae
Product: DExH-box ATP-dependent RNA helicase DExH3
Exons: 19
Coding region: 148-3603 (1151 amino acids)
Cellular component (GO): nucleus; intracellular anatomical structure
Molecular function (GO): ATP binding; RNA binding
Source: RefSeq, a predicted model, not a curated record
AGUGGGGCGGGGAGCCCAACUCCCGUUCUCAUUGCGGCACUCAUGGUUCUGUCUUCGUUUCUUCCAUUGUCGAAAGCAAAGCAAAGGAAGCCAUAGCAGCACCGCGAUGCCUCAACCUCACUCCUUACAACAACAACAACAACAACAAUGCAUAAUCCAAAAUCUGCAGCAUCUUUCCUCAUAGCACGUGCCAAGUCCCUCCAACUCCACCAUCUCCACCACCACCGCGUCCCUUCAACAUCAUGGUCACUCUUCAAGCUUCAGCCAUGGCUUUCUUCACUCAACGCCAAAUCCUUCAUCGCCACGCGCCUCUUCUCUGGCUACUACGGCCUCGAGCAGUUCUCCGAUGAUGAAUAUGACUGUGAUUUCGAGAAUCACCAGGCAUCGUCUACAGUGGCCAAUGUGGAUGAAUGGAAAUGGAAACUCAGUAUGCUGUUACGCAACGAAAAGGAUCAGGAGAUUGUAUCUCGAGAUAAAAGAGAUAGAAGAGACUAUGAACAGAUAGCUAACCUUGCCAAAAGAAUGGGACUUUACAGUGAGAUGUUUGGAAAAGUGAUUGUUGCGAGCAAGGUGCCUCUUCCUAACUACCGGCCAGAUUUGGAUGACAAACGUCCACAAAGGGAGGUGGUGAUUCCACUGAGCUUGCAAAGGAGGGUUGAAAGUUUGUUGCAGGAAUACCUCGAUAGACUUCAAUUAAAGUCUGACAAAACAACUGACCAUCCGGAUGAUGUAAAGUCCACCAAGCAGGUCAAAGAUAUAUACAUAGAUGAAAAUGCUGAUUCUUAUGUGGAUGAAUCUGUUAUGGAAAAGGUUCUUCAGAAGAGGAGUUUGAGGAUGCGUAAUAUGCAAAGAGCUUGGCAGGAAUCACCUGAAGGCAAGAAGAUGCUGGAAUUCCGGAAGUCUCUUCCAUCAUUCAGGGAGAAGGAAGGUUUACUUCAAGCUAUAGCACGUAAUCAGGUGAUAGUGAUAUCUGGAGAGACUGGAUGUGGUAAAACUACUCAAAUUCCUCAAUAUGUAUUAGAGUCAGAGAUAGAGUCUGGUCGUGGAGCAUUUUGCAGCAUUAUUUGCACACAGCCUCGAAGAAUAUCUGCUAUGGCAGUGUCUGAGAGAGUGUCAGCAGAGAGAGGAGAGCCUCUCGGUGAAUCUGUAGGUUUCAAAGUUCGAUUAGAAGGAAUGAAAGGGAAAAACACCCAUCUGCUUUUCUGUACCAGUGGUAUAUUACUUCGAAGGUUGCUGAGUGAUCGAAACCUGAAUGGUAUAACCCAUGUUUUUGUGGAUGAAAUUCAUGAGCGAGGCAUGAAUGAAGAUUUCUUACUGAUUGUGUUGAAGGAUCUGCUUCCGCGUCGUCGGGAUUUAAGAUUGAUUUUAAUGAGUGCCACCUUGAAUGCUGAGCUUUUUUCGAAUUAUUUUGGAGGUGUGCCAACAUUUCAUAUUCCGGGUUUCACCUAUCCUGUGAGAGCCCACUUUCUAGAGGAUGUUUUGGAAACGACUGGAUAUAAGUUGACUUCCUUCAACCAAAUUGAUGAUUAUGGUCAAGAGAAAUUGUGGAAAACACAAAAGCAGCUAGCCCCACGGAAGAGGAAAAACCAGAUCACUGCUCUUGUUGAGGAUGCUCUUUCUAAAUCUAGCUUCGAGAACUAUAGUUCAAGGACACGCGAUUCAUUAUCUUCUUGGGCACCUGACUGUAUAGGAUUUAAUCUCAUUGAGGCUGUUCUGUGUCAUAUAUGUCGGAAGGAACGACCAGGUGCUGUCUUAGUAUUUAUGACUGGGUGGGAGGAUAUAAGCUGUUUAAGGGAUCAGCUUAAAGCACAUCCUCUUUUAGGGGAUCCCAAUAGGAUUCUGCUUCUAACAUGUCAUGGUUCGAUGGCAACUUCUGAACAGAAACUCAUAUUUGAAAAACCGCCUCCAAAUGUCAGAAAAGUAAUACUUGCUACAAAUAUGGCCGAGGCAAGUAUUACAAUCAAUGAUGUAGUUUUUGUGAUUGACUGCGGAAAAGCAAAAGAGACCACUUAUGAUGCUUUGAAUAACACGCCAUGCCUACUACCUUCUUGGAUAUCACAAGCAUCCGCACGGCAGAGAAAGGGUAGGGCUGGUCGUGUGCAGCCAGGUGAAUGCUACCACUUGUACCCAAAAUGUGUUUAUGAAGCUUUUUCUGAAUAUCAACUUCCUGAACUACUGAGAACGCCCUUGAACUCUCUUUGCUUGCAAAUAAAAAGUUUGCAGGUUGAGAGCAUAGGGGAGUUCUUAUCAGCAGCUUUGCAGGCACCAGAACCACGGACUGUCCAAAAUGCAAUUGAUUUUCUCAAGAUGAUUGGAGCAUUAGAUGAAAAAGAAAAUCUUACCAAUCUUGGGAAGUUUCUUUCAAUGCUUCCGGUAGAUCCGAAGCUGGGGAAAAUGUUAAUAAUGGGAGCUAUAUUUCGUUGCUUUGAUCCUGUUCUUACAAUAGUUGCUGGCCUUAGUGUCAGGGAUCCUUUCCUUUUGCCCCAAGAUAAGAAGGAUUUAGCAGGGACAGCCAAAUCUAGGUUUUCUGCUAAAGAUUACAGCGACCACAUGGCUCUUGUUCGAGCAUAUGAAGGAUGGAAAGAUGCAGAAAGAGAAGGAUCAGCGUAUGAGUACUGCUGGAGAAAUUUUCUUUCUGCCCAAACUCUUCAGGCUAUUCAUUCACUUCGGAAGCAGUUUAGCUUCAUCUUGAAAGAAGGUGGCCUAUUAGAUGCAGAUGCAAGUGCUAUCAACAAAUUGAGUCACAAUCAGGCUCUUGUACGUGGAGUCAUUUGUUCCGGACUCUUUCCUGGCAUGGCAUCGGUGGUGCACAGAGAGACAUCCAUGUCAUUUAAAACAAUGGAUGAUGGCCAAGUUUUAUUAUAUGCAAAUUCGGUGAAUGCACGUUAUCAGACCAUUCCUUACCCAUGGUUGGUGUUUGGUGAGAAAGUAAAAGUCAAUGCUGUUUUCAUCCGUGAUUCCACUGGUGUAUCUGAUUCAAUACUUAUCCUUUUUGGUGGUGCUCUAAGUAAUGGGAUACAGGCUGGACAUCUGAAAAUGUUAGACGGGUUUAUUGAGUUCUUUAUGGAUCCUAAUUUAGCCGACUGCUAUUUGAAGCUUAAGGAAGAGCUUGAUAAGCUAAUCCAAAAGAAGCUAGAAGAUCCUAACACUGACAUUCACAAGGAAGGGAAGUACUUGAUGCUUGCUGUUCAGGAACUGGUUUCAGGAGACCAAUGUGAAGGAAGAUUUGUGUUUGGCCGUGCGAGUCGGAAGCCUAGAGCCUCUAACGAUGAGAAUAAAUUCACAAAAGAUGGGACAAACCCCAAGAGCUUGCUGCAGACACUGUUGAUGAGAGCAGGGCACUCUCCACCAAAUUACAAAACAAAACAUCUCAAGACAAAUGAGUUUAGGGCACUGGUGGAGUUUAAAGGAAUGCAAUUUGUUGGCAAACCGAAAAGAAAUAAGCAGCUUGCAGAAAGGGAUGCUGCUGUCGAGGCAUUGGCUUGGUUGACUCAUACCUCCGAAAACGCUCAGCACGAAGAUGAUAAAUCUCCUCCUGAUGUCACUGACAACAUGCUAAAACUUCUAGGGAAGCGGAAUAAAUCAAAGCGGCGUUCUGGUUGACGCGUUGUUCCUGGAUGGUUUUAGGUGAGUCUAUCCCAUUCUUCUUUAUCUUCUUGGAUUAGUAGCCUAGCAGUGUCAGUUAAUGCAUGAUGGUGAAAGAAAGCCGUUUAGUAUAUUCGAUAUUAGUUCCUGCGAAGAAUUUUUUUGUGGGAUCGAAUUUAUCUUUUUGUGAGAUUAGGGAUCCCUUUGGUUUGUCUUCAUUUUCCCCCAUUUUGGAGGGGUUGAAAAUGGUUCAGGAUAUUAUAGUCCAUUCAAGGUGUUCAGUUUAGGCAGCAGUUUGCUCUUGAAGUCGAAUGAAUAUUUUAGCCGUCCCUAUCAAGCUAAUCUUUUUUUUUGUAUGCAUAAAGUUGUGCCAGUAAUUUAUGAGGACUGACAUGGCUUGUAAUUUUUUGUAGCAACAAUAAAUGAAGUUAAUGUAUUUACUUUUGCUUUAUUCUC